CCCGACCCGGCCUGGGCUGUGGCUGUGACUGGCGCUGCCGUGGGCGCCGCACCUCGCGCGAGCGGGACGCCGUCAUGUCCCAGCGGCGCAGCGGGCGGCCGCGUCCCCGAGCCGCUAUAUAAGCGCGGCAGGGGACACCCGGAGGGGCUGAAGAUGAAGCUGCCCGCGCGCGGGCCCCCGCCGAUUGCCAGUCCCUCCGGAGCCCGCGCCCCGCGCGGAGCCCGCGGCCGCGCACGACCCGCCUGCGCCGCAGCAGCGGCUGGAGCAGCGACACAGGCGGCAGCUCGGGGGCCGCCACUGCCCCGGCUGCCAUGAGCUGUGCGGAGGUGAUGUAUCACCCGCAGCCGUAUGGAGCGUCCCAGUACCUGCCCAACCCCAGGGCAGCGACAACCGGCCCCACAGCCUGCUACCAGCCGGCGCCCCAACCUGGCCAGCAGAAGAAGUUAGCGGUAUUCAGCAAGAUGCAGGACUCUCUGGAAGUCACCCUUCCCAGCAAACAAGAGGAGGAGGAUGAGGAGGAGGAGGAGGAGGAGGAGGAGAAAGACCAGCCUGCCGAGAUGGAGUACCUUAACUCUCGCUGUGUCCUUUUCACUUAUUUCCAGGGAGACAUUGGGUCAGUAGUGGAUGAACACUUCUCAAGAGCUUUGGGCCAAGCCAUCACCCUCCAUCCAGAAUCUGCCAUUUCAAAAAGCAAGAUGGGGCUAACCCCCCUAUGGCGAGACAGCUCAGCUCUCUCAAGCCAACGGAAUAGUUUCUCAACGUCCUUUUGGACCAGCUCUUACCAGCCCCCACCUGCACCCUGUCUGGGGGGAGUUCAUCCUGACUUCCAGGUCACUGGACCCCCUGGCACCUUUUCUGCAGCUGACCCCAGUCCCUGGCCAGGACACAGCCUGCAUCAGACUGGCCCAGCCCCUCCCCCUCCUGUGUCUGAGUCCUGGCCUUACCCUUUGACAUCUCAGGUGAGCCCAUCCUACAGCCAUAUGCAUGACGUGUACAUGCGGCACCACCACCCUCAUGCCCACAUGCACCACCGCCACCACCACCACCAUCACCACCAUCACCACUCUCCUGCUGGCUCUACCCUGGAUCCAUCCUAUGGGCCUCUGCUGAUGCCUUCAGUGCAUGCGGCCAGGAUUCCUGCUCCUCAGUGUGACAUCACAAAGACAGAACCUUCUACAGUCACCACUGCUACCUCAGCAUGGGCUGGAGCCUUUCAUGGAACGGUAGACAUAGUGCCAAGUGUGGGAUUUGAUACAGGUCUACAGCAUCAAGAUAAGAAUAAGGAAUCACCAUGGUACUGAAACAUACCAUCUUACUGAGUUAGGUCGCAGCAUGAAGCCAAGGGCCCACUGGGAAAAGAUGGCAUCAGGGUUUUCCAUUCAGCAAAAGGACAUGAAACAUAUGGAAGGAGAAGACAGUGUCAUGCGGUUGACUUUGGUUUUUGGCCUUUCUUUGAGAAAGCAGGGUGGGUCCUAGACAUUGAAGAAAAGCAUUUUUACCUGUGUUUUUUUUUUUUCCUCAUCUGAGCCUUUGCCACUGUGCAACUCUCUCUUUUUGUUAUCUUGCUUUUAUCAAUAUAUAGCUAAGUUUUGUUACAUUGUGAUUUUUUUCAACCAACCGCCUUGUCAGGAAAGGAUGAACCAUAAAUUAAAAGGCUCAUUCUUUCAGGAAUACAAGUUUGUAGCUCUAUGUGCAUCUAUUUUUGUAGAAAUACAAAAAGUUUGGUUUAGAAUGGAUGGGCUAUUUUUGAGGGAUGUAUUUUUUUUAAUUUUGUAAAAAUUGUUGAGUUCUGUUUAAAGAACUUGCUCUCAGAGAAGCACUGGCAAAAAUGUUCAAAAUGCUUAUCUCUAAGAUGUCUAUGAUAUGCUCUGUCUGUGCUUUCUAGGUUACCUCAAAUGUUUUAUGUACUUUUCUUUUUACAGAAGUAGCUAUACCGUAGUCAAACCAAUGCAGUAUUGUUUUUAUAUUGAAUCUCAGUAAAGAUUUAAUUCCAUGCUAGCUCAAUUCGUUUUGAAUUAUAUGUUUAGCUUGAAAAGUGUUUUUUUAAUGGCCACACUAAAGAAAUGAUAUUUUAUUACUUUGAUUUCUCCCAAAGAGUAACUUGGAGGUUGACUAAUAAGAAAGUUUGCAUAAACUUUCAAACACCUGAGGAGUUUGUCUAGAGGAUACUUCUCUUUCUAGCGCAUUCAAAUUUGAUAAAUGAAACCAGAGGUUAUAUACAACUACUAGGGGAAAAAACUGCAUUUAACCAUGCUCCCUGCGAGUGCCUGUGGCUCAUUUUGCUUGUUUCUAAUUAUUCAUUCAUGGCAACUUAAAAAGUCAUAUUUUAAGUGGAAUUUGUUUUUUCUGAAGAGCAGUUGAAGGAACAAUAUCUGGGAAGGUACUAGAGAAAUUACAAGCUAGCUCUUUGCCAUAAUGCCACCUAUCCCUGUAAUGUGUAGUUUAAACGCAAAAC
This is a messenger RNA of Sapajus apella (tufted capuchin), 2455 nucleotides long. It is a transcript of the gene VGLL3, whose product is annotated as vestigial like family member 3. NCBI's taxonomy places the organism in Eukaryota, Metazoa, Chordata, Mammalia, Primates, Cebidae. Gene Ontology annotation, biological process: regulation of transcription by RNA polymerase II. The transcript has 4 exons. The record is from RefSeq and is a predicted model, not a curated record. Gene Ontology annotation, cellular component: nucleus. Bases 312 to 1301 code for a protein of 329 amino acids.